CUGUGUGCAUCAAAUCCAGUGUCGGUUAGAAGCUCUCUGGUAAUGGCGACGAUGGGCCAGACGGCCGCGGAGGUUUACGAGCCGAAGCUAAUCCAACUGUGGCGAGCUCUCGUAAACUGGCUCAGCUUCUUCUUCCAGAUCCUCCGAGGCGCUCCCUGCCUCGCUCAUUUGCUCUCCUACGUCCCCCUCCUCGCUUCUCCUCCUUCUUUCCGGCCUCUCCCCGUCGCAGAAAUCCCUCUCAACGACUCGUCGUCCUCCGCCCACGUCAACCUCGAAAACGGCGUCGUAUCCGACGAUCACCCCCUUCCGAAGCUCACGGUAGUUCUCGACUUAGACGAGACGCUAGUGUGUGCAUAUGAGACAUCUAGCGUGCCUGCUAUUGUUAGGACGCAAGCAACAGAUGCUGGUUUGAAGUGGUUCGAGAUAGAAUGUGUAUCUUCGGACAAGGACUCUGAUGGUAAACCGAAGAUCAGUUAUGUGACAGUGUUUGAACGUCCUGGUUUGCAUGAGUUUUUGAAACGGAUUGGUGAAUUUGCUGAUCUUGUCCUCUUCACUGCUGGUCUUGAAGGUUAUGCUAGGCCCCUUGUUGACAGAAUAGAUGUGGAGAAUCGAUUCAAGUUUCGGCUUUAUCGGCCUUCUACAGUUACCACGGAGAAGCGGGAUCAUGUGAAAGAUAUAUCUUGUAUAUCGAAAGAUCUCUGUCGAAUUGUUAUUGUUGAUAACAACCCAUUUAGUUUUCUGCUGCAACCGCUGAAUGGAGUUCCAUGCAUUCCAUUUUCUGCUGGACAUCCGUAUGAUGAUCAGCUCUUGGAGGUCCUGCUUCCCCUACUCAAACACCUUGGCCAGCAAAAAGAUGUGAGGCCUGUGCUUUAUGAGAGAUUCCAUAUGCCUGAAUGGUUUCAAAUGCAUGGAAUUACUGUUUCCGGAUAGAUUCACUAAUGGGCUGGUAGCUGCAAUAUUUUCUCGAACAACCUGACUAGGAACUCAUGUUGGGUGAAGUAUCUCUGCAGAUCUUUCUUGUAUAUUAUAAUGUUCCUUCACCGCUGGCGGCCAUGCAAAUGCAUAAAUUUAUUGGAUUACCUGCAAGGGAAACGGCUUUGAUUUUAUAUGCGUUAAGAAUGCAAGUAUAUGGUAGAGUUAACUUUGAUUCUUUUGUAAUAAAACAAUAGUGAAUUAGGCUGUAGUAUUUGAUACAUUUGUUCUGAGAAUCUUAUCAUUCAGAUUUAGUGAAGUACUUUUCUGAUUUUGUU
Fragaria vesca subsp. vesca is the source of this 1250-nucleotide messenger RNA. RefSeq names its product CTD small phosphatase-like protein 2-like. Gene Ontology annotation, molecular function: phosphoprotein phosphatase activity. Lineage: Eukaryota; Viridiplantae; Streptophyta; Magnoliopsida; Rosales; Rosaceae. The transcript has 6 exons. Bases 43 to 930 code for a protein of 295 amino acids. The record is from RefSeq and is a predicted model, not a curated record.